ACAUAGAUCCGCAUACAGAAUUUCCCAGUGAGAUAAAGUCAUGAUCUUAUCUUGUGUAGAGGAAAGUCUUGGCUGUAAGGGGUAAGAGAAAAACGUAUUUGUUUAUUUUUCAAAUGAUUUGUUAUGGUUUUCUUUUUUUUCCAGAAUAAACCAUGUAGUGAAUAACUGCUUUGCCAACUCCAGUCAGCAGAUGGCGACUUAAGUCUUUCAGGUGAUGCUCCUUGUGUGACGUAUAAUCUAGUGGACGGAACGCUUCUUCAACAACAACUCGGCUACUGAUGCAGACAGUUCCGUAUCUUGCUCGUCAACAUAAAACCCACAAAUUCAAAUUCUUUGUCCGUAUUUGUGUAUAUUAAUCUGUGUUUUUAACGCAAUUUUGUUUGCAUAUCUCCUAGUUAAAUUGUAAAAUAGCUUGUUAGAUUGACUAAUUCGUUAAGAUUGAUGCUUAGUCUAGUACUAGGCUAGUCGCUAAUUCUAGCUAGCUUUCAUCCCCGACCUAGGAGUGAAGUUGAGUCCGCUAUCCUCGCUCGACCAUGAGCUCACUAAGCUACUCCCUCCCUGCUAAAGAAGAAGAAGUCGGAUGGACGGAGAAAGAAGAUCUGAACAUUGUCGUGAAAGAAGACGAGGAAGUGAAAGACGAGAAAGAGCCUUUUGGAGUGAAAGAGGAAGAAGGGAUAGAGGCUGUCACAGUGGAAGAAGAGGAGGAGGUAGAAGCUUUCAGAAUCAAAAAGGAGGAAAUCACAUUGAAAGAAGAGGAUGUUACCGUGAAAUACGAGAAAGAGCCUUUAGGAGUGAAACACGAAGAAGGAAUAGAGGCUGUCACAGUGGAAGAGGAGGAGAUAGAAGCUUUCAGAAUGAAAAAGGAGGAAAUCACAUUGAAAGAAGAAGAUGAGGAUUUCAUAGUGAAAGAAGAGAAAGGACCUUUUGGAGUGAAAGACGAAGAGGAGACUAGAGAUCUGAUUAACACUACAGGAGAGAGACCAGACUCUCACCCUGACCGUGGGAAGAGUCCAGACCCAGAGACGACCAAACCAGCAAGACCAUACCACUGUUCCCAGUGUGGAAAGAGAUUUAUUCAGUCAUCGCAUUUGAAAGAACAUGAGAGAAUACACACAGGAGAACAGCCAUUUCAAUGUUCCCAGUGUGGAAAGAGUUUUACAAAUGUAGGGAACCUGAAAACGCAUGAGAUGACACACACGGGAGAGAAGCCUUUCCACUGCUCCCAGUGUGGAAAAAGGUUUACCCAGUUAGGGAAUUUGAAAACACAUGAGAUGACACACACAGGCGAGAAGCCUUAUCACUGCUCCCAUUGUGGAAAGAGUUUUAGACACUCAGGGCAUCUAAAAGUGCAUGUAAGAACACACACGGGAGAGAAGCCAUAUCAAUGCUCCCAGUGUGGAAAGGGUUUUGGACACUCAUGGCAUCUUAAAGUGCAUGAAAGAACACACACUGGAGAGAAGCCGCAUCAAUGCUCCCAGUGUGGAAAGGGUUUUGGACACUCAGGGCAUCUAAAAGUGCAUGAAAGAACACACACUGGAGAGAAGCCUUAUCAAUGCUCCCAGUGUGGAAAGGAUUUUAGACACUCAGGGCAUCUUAAAGAUCAUGAGAAAAUACACACAGGAGAACAACCAUUCCAAUGCUCUCUGUGUGGAAAGAGUUUUACCCAUUUAGGGAACCUGAAAAUGCAUGAGAUGACACACACAGGAGAGAAGCCUUUUCACUGCUCCCACUGUGUAAAAAGUUUUACCCAGUUAGGGAACUUGAAAACGCAUGAGAUGACACACACAGGAGAGAAGCCUUUCCACUGCUCCAAGUGUGAAAAGGGUUUUAGAACCUCUGGGAACCUGAAAACGCAUGAAAUGUCACACACAGGAGAGAAGCCUUUCCAAUGCUCCCAAUGUGGAAAGAGUUUUACCCAGUUAGCGAGCCUGAAAAGGCAUGAAGGAACACACACAGGAUAGAAUCCUUUCCAGUGUUCUCAGUGUGGAAAGACAUUUUCCCAGUCAGAAAGACCUGAAAAUCACACUAGAGAAGAGAGACACUGUUGUGGGUGGCAGAAUUUGGGGUGAGCUGUUGUAACUUCUCCAGGUUGAUGCUCUGUUCUGUGAUGAACUGCAUUUCAUAAAUGACUAUGCCUAUUACCUGUCUGCACCCUAACACAUUGUUGCCAUUGUCGUCUGUAACUGUUGCAUUUUAAUUAAGUACUAUUAUCACCUUUCUCUAUAUGAGGGGACAUGCAACUAUCUGCAUUUUUUUGGUGAGUUCUUCCCUGACUAUGAUCAGCGAGACAGAUCUCACUUGCUUGUAUUUAAGAUGUACUAUUAUCACACCUUAAAUAGUCUCUGAUCUUUGGGAUUGAGUGUGUUCUGACUUUAAAAAAAAAUUGCAAUGGGUUUCAUUGGUUUAUGGCCACAUGAAAUCAAAUUGUAUGAAACUCAAAAAACAGGCCUACUUUGUUAGCCGGACCUUUACGUCUCCAAGCAACAAAAAAUAA
Molecule: messenger RNA, 2494 nt
Organism: Oncorhynchus tshawytscha (Chinook salmon)
Lineage: Eukaryota; Metazoa; Chordata; Actinopteri; Salmoniformes; Salmonidae
Product: gastrula zinc finger protein XlCGF57.1-like
Exons: 2
Coding region: 534-1961 (475 amino acids)
Biological process (GO): regulation of transcription by RNA polymerase II
Cellular component (GO): nucleus
Molecular function (GO): DNA-binding transcription activator activity, RNA polymerase II-specific; RNA polymerase II cis-regulatory region sequence-specific DNA binding
Source: RefSeq, a predicted model, not a curated record